AUGGGCUCGCCAGAUCUAGAUCAGGAUAUCUCCCCUAUCCCCAGGUCUCGGGAGGAAAACCAGGAGAGAGCCUUCAUUGCUGCCUCGCGGCGCAAAGACCGGAGCCUGGAUGCGCGGCUGGAAUCGGCCAACCGGGCGUCGAUGCUGCACAAGAAGCGCACCGGCAAGGCUUUUCACAUCACCAAGGAGAUUGUCGAGAAAGAGGCCAUGUACGAGGAAGUCGACGAGCGGUAUCAAGAGAAGCGCAUCCGCAUGCUGCAGGCGCAAAACAUGCAGAUCGAGGAGCAGUUCCACCGCCAUCUACUGGCGGCGUUUGCGGCUCGUGCGCAUGGCUCGCACUCGACGGGCUCGUCUAUUGCCAGCCGUCGCGCCAGCAUGACACCGCGUUCCUCAGUGGACGGUGGCUCGCGAAAGAUGACUAUCGACUUGUCGAAUAUUCGCAGCUCGUUCCCGCCGGCUAUGGGCAGCAUGGAGUCUGCGUCGAUGGCCAGUCCUAGUACCGUUGCCCCCAGCGAUGGCUACGUGCUGUCACCUACGACAACGUAUGACCCCAAUGCGCAGUCGUACAUGACUGCCAUGGAUGGCGCGUACGAGCAGCCCGCACCACUCAUAUCCGCCACCACGGCCGCUACCCCAUCGACCCAGGUCCCCGCCUAUGUGGCCCAGCCCACGCCAGCCUGGUCCACCCCAUCGUGGGUUACAUACCAGCAGCCGCAGCAGCCACAGCAAGUGCCGACGCCCGGACAGACCCCCACAGACGCCCACGCAGUGCACCUGUGGCAGCAGCAGAUGAUGCAGCAAGCGCAGAUGCCCGCGGACACGGCGACAACCAUGCACAUGCGCCAAUUCCGCGACCGACUGGCUUCGGCACCCGAACUGCCGCUGCAGCCGUCAGCGGUCUCCGCCUCGGUGUCGGGCCCCAGCCGCAGCCAGGGUCACCGGGCGAGCCACGGCCACUCGCGCGGCCAGUCGCAACCGACCAACCCGUUCCACAACAACUUGCAGCUCCUGACGCAGGGCACACAUCUGGCCCAGAUGCCGCACGCCUCCCGCCCGGCCUCACCCAAGGUCGAGGCCCUGUCUGCCGGCACCAAGUCCACCCCAGACUUCUGCCCGACCCCCAACACUCCCUUGUCCCCGACCACGGCCGCGCAUGCGAUGCCGGUGGCCGCGCCUGUCUCCAAGGAAGAAGGUGACGACGGGGUCAUGGUGUCGCACGAGGAUCUGGACCCGGACUUUAACGAGUUCAGUCAGUUUGCGCUGGGGCUGGGCAACACGUCCUUUGGGGAUCGUGAGACCUUUGGCUUCGAUGAGCUUGUUACUCUCGAGGACUUUACGACUGUGUCGUGCUGA
Molecule: messenger RNA, 1353 nt
Organism: Penicillium alfredii
Lineage: Eukaryota; Fungi; Ascomycota; Eurotiomycetes; Eurotiales; Aspergillaceae
Exons: 2
Coding region: 1-1353 (450 amino acids)
Source: RefSeq, a predicted model, not a curated record